CCCUUUCAACACCGUCUCUCCCUCUUAUCGCUAUAUCCCAACUCUCUGAUUAUAGAAACUUCCCCAUUAUUACCCAGUGUCACUGCGUCAUGACCCCAAACCCGGUUUAGCGCUAUCUGAUAAAUAUGGAUGCCUCACCCUCAUCAGGCACCGAUUCAGAGCAAACACACGGCUGUCAAGAGCCCGUGUUUGCUUCACCCAUUCGAUGAUGCGCUUCGAGGAAGGUGGAGUUACUUUUUGCUUUGAUAUACCAUUCUGUGUCUGCGUCCUCUCUUGAAACUCCCCCCGCUCUGCUACUCUCCCUUAUUGUAGCCGUCCUUUUCUUUAGCCUCAUGCUUUUUGUAAAAUAGAGGCUGUCGGGCUGGCUUUGCAUACACUCCAAAUGUCUUCUAUAAUCAGACCAUGUCUGCGCCUCCAGAGUUUACCAAACAUCAGGCCCAGGUCGCAUCGUCUUCUCCAGACUAUACAAUCCCGUCGAGCCUUUGCAGAUCAACCCAGACCCCCGAAUCCCAGAGGUCGGAGACAUGAACCGCCUCGAGGCGUCUGGGCUCCUAAGACACGAAUUGCCGUCGGCAUCGUGUUUGUUGGAGCUAUUAUCUAUUCCAUGCUUACAGAGGAACCGUCAAAGCUUGAUGGGCCUUCGAUUGCCGAGAGGGACGAUCUGGCAAAGCGCGAGUCUGGUGUCACGGAGCACUCCCCAAUGCGGUUGCGGAUGGAAGCAUUUAUAAAGGAGCAGCAACAGAUAAUCAUCAGAGAGCUGGAGAAGGUGGAUGGCAAGAAGUUUCGAAUCGACACAUGGACACGGGAGAAUGGCGGCGGGGGCACCUCCGCCGUCCUGCAAGAUGGGAAUGUCUUUGAAAAGGCCGGUGUGAAUAUCAGCGUCGUAUACGGAACCCUUCCUCGGCCGGCAAUUGAGAAGAUGCGGGUGAACCACAAGGCUAUGGAUCCCAAUGUCGAGUCCCUGGAUUUCUACGCGGCCGGCUUGAGCAUGGUGCUGCACCCCAAGAACCCCAUGGCCCCCACCGUCCAUCUCAACUAUCGAUACUUCGAGACCGUGAACCCAGAUGGGACGGCAAAUACGUGGUGGUUCGGUGGAGGCACCGAUCUGACCCCGUGCUACCUCUUCGAUGAAGAUGCGGUCCAUUUCCACAGGACCAUAAAGGAAGCCUGCGAUAUGCACGAUAAGUCGUACUACCCCCGUUUCAAGAAGUGGUGCGACAAUUACUUCUCCAACAAACACCGAGGCGAGACACGAGGUGUGGGCGGGAUCUUCUUUGACGACUUGGAUGAGAGUGAGAAGGACCAGGAAAACACUUUUGCCUUUGCACAAAGCUGUCUGAAGGCCUUCCUACCAUCGUAUAUCCCGAUCAUCAUGAAGAGGAAAGACAUGCCGUAUACAGAGAAGGAGAAGGAGUGGCAGCAGAUUAGGAGAGGGAGAUAUGUCGAAUUCAACCUGGUCCAUGAUAGAGGUACGGCCUUUGGCCUGAACACCCCUAGCGCGAGGGUGGAGAGCAUUUUGAUGAGUUUACCUCUUACAGCUAGCUGGAGGUAUAUGUAUGAGCCUGAGAAGGGAAGUAGAGAGCAACGGCUGGUUGAUGUCCUGAGGGAGCCCAGAGAAUGGGUCUAGUCUAGAACCGAGGCCUGUCGGAAUAUGUAGAAUACCUUAUGUAGGAUAUGGAGAAUUCCCCUCUCCGGUCAUUUUAUCUCUCUUGGACUUACCUACCUACCUUACCUUGUAACCCAGACAUUAUUAAGUCCAGG
Messenger RNA from Amorphotheca resinae ATCC 22711, 1761 nucleotides. RefSeq lists its product as hypothetical. Lineage: Eukaryota; Fungi; Ascomycota; Leotiomycetes; Helotiales; Amorphothecaceae. The coding region runs from base 383 to 1627 and encodes 414 amino acids. The transcript has 2 exons. Gene Ontology annotation, cellular component: cytoplasm; mitochondrial intermembrane space. Gene Ontology annotation, molecular function: coproporphyrinogen oxidase activity. The record is from RefSeq and is a predicted model, not a curated record.